UGCGGUAUAUGCACUUAGGGCUUAUCUAUAAGGAAGUUUUCACCCAAGGCGGACAUUUUGGGUUAUUUAGUUUUAAUCCGUCAUAAUCUUUAACCCGAGCAUUUGCAUCGCUGGUAUUUGUUACGAAAAUAGAUAAAGUGAACAUGGAACUAACAUUAAUGCUGCUUUUGCUACCUGGUAUAGCUCUCGGUAAUUGGACAGACUGGCAUUUUAAAGGACAAAAUAUUGCACUUCAUAGACCUGUCAGCCAGACUCCUGGAAUUUGGAAUAACCAAGGUGCAGAUCUUGCUGUUGACGGUUACCCGCUUGUUGGUAAUCCAAUCGGAGACGAUUCCAGAUGCUCUCACACGGCCGGAUCCCGAACAUCUGCAUCUUGGACAGUUAACUUUGACAACAAAUACUACCUAAACGGUGUGGUGAUUGUCAACAGAAAAUCACAAUACGAACGCCUUCGUCUUAGAAAAUUUCGAAUGUAUGGCGAUGACAAUAGUUUACUGUAUGAAAGCAACGACAAUUCAAGAACAUGCCAAGGGAUCUCUCCAAAUGAAGUAUGCAAGGACUUCUUGUUUGUGGAACUAACUCCUACAGAAGGGCAGAUGCAUGCACGUCUAACAAUAACCGUUCAUGCAUCAGAUAACCCUGUGGAUCUAAAUUCAGUGUAUUUAACACUUUGCGAAGUCUACAUUUUUUCAGUUUCAACCAAAUGCCCGUCAUUACCAAUAACUAAUGGUCAGCAGCUACCAGAUACUUAUGCGUCAUUUUCAGUGUCUGUGCAAUGUUAUCCUGGGUAUUAUUCAACACAUGAGUAUGCACAUUGCUCCAACACUGGUAAAUGGAACACUUCCAUACAAUGCAGUCCAAUUUGCCACUGGGAAGUUGAAAACGGAUACAUAGAAGAUUAUAAUAAUCAAACAAAAUUGUCUUUUCCUGUGCUCACAACUGUUAAAGUGAUGUGUAAUCCUGGAUAUCGGCUGAACAGUAGCUCAAACCGGAACGAAUGUCAACAUUCAGGAUGGCGUUUUGAGUUACAGUCAUGUAUUGAAGUCAUGUGCAUUUGCCCAUUAUUGCAGAAUGUCUCGUAUAUAACCAAGCAUAACAACAUUGUUUGUCGCGGAAAAAACAGUUAUAUUCCAAUCAAUACUGUUGUAUAUCAAGAAUGUGCUGAGGGUUUUUUCAUGAAUGACUCACAACAUAUUCGAACAUGUCAACCAAAUGGCAGUUUAAGUGGAAAUGAACCACAGUGCAAUCAAGUGGUGUGUGUUUCAUCAACGGAACAAGUUGAAAGAGUGGUAAAAGGAAUACGAUUUACAGUCAAAGGUCCAAUUAAGUACAACGAAAACCGAAAUAUCAGUAUAAAUGAUUCCUUUUUUCUUCACGAAGGCGGUGACCUCAUUGUUAGUUGUGCUGCCAAUGGAUCGUUGGUUUGGAGCAGCAUUGGUCCUCCUAUAUUACGACCUGUAUGUCCUCUUAUGGCCCCAACGUAUGGUUGGACAAACCAUGCCUGUGUCACUGAAAAAAGAUGCGAAGUUGGGAAAUCGGUCAAUAUCACCUGCAAAAGCGGAUAUACAGCUGCUCAGGUCACUGCGACAUGUUUACCGGACCACACAUGGAGUAAUAAAAUUCUUUGUCAAGAAGAGGGCAGUGUUUCUGACAGUCAAUUUGCGGUAAUUGGUGGAGCAGCCGGGGGAGCAGGGGCAUUUCUGGUCGUUUUGCUGGCCGUUGCUGGGUUUAUUCUGUAUCGAAGAAGAUAUAAGAAUAGCGACAAGAUUAAGGCGAAACAUUACGAGGAGUCCUCAUCUCAAAAUCGGAAUCAACAAAAUCCUUACUCAGAAAUAGGAGCUACCGAUUCAACAAUUGUAUCGAAAGGUGAUUCAGAUUAUGUAUAUGAGACAAACUCAACAAAGGCUAUAUGUUUGAACAACGAUAUCGAGGAAACAAAUGCAAAUCAAGUUGACAAAGCCUAUUAUAGUUUUGAAAUGCAAGAUAGGAUGCCAAAAACAGCUAUUAGGAUUGAUCAUCUUUAUGAAACCGUUCUUUCGACUUCAUAUUCCGAGGAAAUGAGAAUCCAAUUCAAGGAGUUUCCAAAAGGAUUAACCGAGGACCACAAUGAGGCUGUAAAAAAUCAGAACAGAACUAAAAAUAGAUACAAAAAUAUAUAUCCAUAUGACGCUACGAGGGUUAUUCUUCAGAAGGAUGAAAAGCACUAUACAGAUUACAUUAAUGCCAGCAUUAUUCACGGUUACAAUCAAACAGGAAAAUUUGUUGCAGCCCAAGGUCCAACUAAGGAGAUAAUGGUUGACUUCUGGCGUAUGGUUUGGCAACUGCGGAUUGGCAAAAUUGUUAUGUUGACCAACCUUGAGGAGGAUAAAAAGAUGAAGUGCGUUCAGUAUUGGCCGGAUAAAGGAAGUAUAGAAUACGACAAAUUCAAAAUAACACAUCGAAGUGAAGAACUAUUUUCAGACUUUGUCAUACGAAGGUUAGCUUUGCAAAAGGAUGGAGAAGAAGAGAGAAUAGUUUAUCAUUUUCAUUUUACUACCUGGCCAGAUAAAAGUGUGCCAAAAUAUGCAUCAUCACUUGUCCACUUCCGCCAAAAGAUUGUCACCGCCGUUGUAAAAGAAAAAGGCCCUGAUAUUGUGCACUGCAGCGCUGGUGUGGGGCGAACGGGAACAUUUAUUGCCCUGAAUGUACUGACAGAGCAAGCCUCGACAGUAGGAUAUGUGGAUCCUGUGGGGUGUGUGAAUACACUGAGAAGGCAGAGGCUCGAUAUGGUUCAAACACUGGAUCAGUAUAUAUUUCUGCACAUGGCGCUUCUUGAGACGUUGAUGCUAUCAACAUCAGCUCUACCAGCAUCAAAAUUCCUGAGAGCGUAUAAAGAACUUCUGUCUUUCGACAAGGACCAACGAAAACUUGAUGUCGAGUUCUCUAGAAUGGAGAAAAUGUCUCCCAUGGCUGAUGAAUGUCAAUACGUAAGUGCAAAAGAAGUGAGAAACCGGAAUAAGAAUCGGUAUUCAAACAUUCUCCCAGUCGCAGAUCAUAUGCCGCACUUGACUCCCUCUGGAAAGAGGUCAGAACCUGAUUACAUCAACGCCGUUUUCUUACCGAACUACAAGAAGAAGGGAGCGUUCAUCGUCACCCAGACACCUCUAGAGAUGACGAAGACCGACUUCUGGAGACUAGUGGUGGAACACGAUGUCCAUACAAUCGUCAUGAUGAACAAUAGGAGUGAGAUGAAGGAAGACGAGAUAUACUGGCCUGAGAAAGGGGAAUCGGAAACAUAUGAAAACAUGACAAUUGCCAAGACAGUCGAAGAAUGCGAGGGUGUUUUGAGGAAAAUAACACUUGUCUUGAAUAGGUUUGGAAAGACACGGAAACUGCAACAAAUACAGUUCGAAGGUUGGCCGGAUGAUUCAGCGUUGCCCUCUUCGCCUAGGGAUGUUUUAAGACUCCUUGAUGCAGUGCAGUACUGGCAACAUCAAUCAGGAAACAACCCUGUUCUCGUACAUUGCAUGAACGGAGCAGACAGAAGUGGCUUGUUCUGUGUUGUGUCAGCAGUCUUAGAGAGGAUGAAGAUAGAACAAGACGUUGCUAUUACCCAGGUCAUCAAAGAGAUGAGGAACUACAGGGAACAGAUUAUCCCCUCAGUGGACCAGUUUCAGUUUGUGUAUGAAGUAAUCAAGGAGUACAUUCUACAAAAUGAAACAUACUCCAAUUUCAACGACUAAGUUCGACGGACUUAUAAGCAAUGUGACAUUUAUAUGGCACCACGGGCUUUUUAUAAAAAAUGUAUUUUGGUAAUCUCCAUGUUACUUAAAUUACGUACCAUUCGUAUAUGUGCUUUUAUAUAAUUAUUACAUACUCGAUUGCUUUAUGAUCAUGUCAAGUUGGUGUACAUAUGUAUAAUAUUCUUUAACAGAGAUGACUAAAGCUAGAGCCAAAAGAGUGUACCUUCGCCAAACCGUAUCUUUUGAUUGUCGUUGUCAUAAAAAUGCGCUUUUUCUAAGUAUAUUUACAAAAAAGAGUCCCGUGUUGCACAGCGGGAAAUACAAUUGUUCAAACUGAGCAUCUCUUAAGUACCGGAACAUCGGUGACUGUUGUUACAAUUAAUUGCUAAGAGAGUCAGUGUAUGGUGAUUAUGGUUGAAGUGUCUGAAUCGAAAGUAAGUUUAAUAUUAAACAAAAGAUAUUUAUCAGUGUUAAGUACUCCUUGAUAUAAACUUAACCCUUUUUGGUUUGUUAAGUAAAAUUCGUUACUUGCAAAAUCAAGAUCCGAAAGAAGGAUAACUAUUUCUUAACGUAUAAGUGUAUGGUUAACAGAUAUUACUCGACAUAUCAUGAGCAGUUUCUGUUAACGAUAGGUACCGAUUGGAUAGCGGUUCGGAAAUAUCGAUCAGUUUUAGAAUGAAACCAAACUAUACAUUUUUUAUUCUAAAUAAUGCCGAAUUGUCCAUAUCAAGCCAAUCUCUACUGAGAUCAAUUAUACUUUUCGAACAAUAUUGGUGGUUACUUUUAAUUAUCUAUAAACUUCUGUAUAUAGUGAAUAUUAAUGCAUUUUUGUGUGGGCGAAUAUGCAUCAUGUGGAGGAAACUAUUUUUUGUAAAGUGAUGCUCCUCAGAAGCAGGCAAUCGUGGCAAUUCUCAAAUGCGUUUGAAAAGUCCCGCUAAUUCCAUUGCACACACCAGGAACAAGUCUAGUUUCAUUACCUUCUCAUACUCAAAGAUAAAUCUCAUUUUUUGUGAUUACAUAACUGCCGCCACAGGACAUUUUUUGCUUAUAAGAUAAAAAUGUUGUAUAAUGUAAAGGACCUAAUUGAUGUAGAUCAUUAUUAUAUGCCUAUUAUUGGUUGUUAAAAUAUGCUUAAUAAAUA
This is a messenger RNA of Mya arenaria, 4863 nucleotides long. RefSeq names its product receptor-type tyrosine-protein phosphatase mu-like. The coding region runs from base 144 to 3722 and encodes 1192 amino acids. The record is from RefSeq and is a predicted model, not a curated record. Gene Ontology annotation, molecular function: protein tyrosine phosphatase activity. The transcript is spliced from 23 exons. Lineage: Eukaryota; Metazoa; Mollusca; Bivalvia; Myida; Myidae. Gene Ontology annotation, biological process: protein dephosphorylation.